CUCAAAUAAGUGUACACAAGUAGUCGGAGAUUAUUGGAGGAAGAGGAAGACUGUGAUCCGUAAAUAGUUAUGACUAGGAUCCUCAGCAGGUGUAGGAAGAAUGUAGAUCCAGCUACAGCCUGUAGAUGGCGCCAGAGGCUCAAAGUUUUGUAAAUGAAGUGUACAUUGCAAACAACCUGCGUUAGCUUCACUGUAAUGACGUUACGAUGUGUUUUUUUCUGCCGUUAUUAAGGACCGACAUCCAAGAAUCUUCCCGGUCCGUGAAGCACAUCCACCGAGGCCACAGUGUAGUCAACUCAGCGUCCACCUGAAGGAAGUUUUACCCUGCCUAAAAGACACCCUGCUGUUCCUGCCCACCCCCAACUCUGUCCCCCCCACCCCCUGUCCUGACUGGAUCCCUGCGCUGCCAGCUGUGAAUUGGAGCACUGAUCGAAGGCUUUGCAAGGUGGUUUUUCGGUCUGGCGCCGCCUCCCCCUGGGGCCGGCGUGCGUUCCCAGCAGCCCGUGGUGCCCUGUGCCCCCCCCUCCCCUUCACUACACAAUAGAGCCCAUGCCCAGGGAGGAGGUGCAGUGCGUCCGCCAGGAGCCAUGUGCCUCCCUCACACCAUCAACAUGGACAACAAGCUACAGGGGGCUGGACAGGGGGGAGGGUAUUCACUUCGAACACAAGAUGGAGGCGUUCCACUGGAGCCCUUUAUACACCAAGUCGGAGGUCACACUAGCAUGAUGCGUUACGAUGACCACACAGUGUGUAAACCUCUGAUCAUCAGAGAGCAGCGCUUCUACGAGUCUCUGCCUCCGGAGAUGAAGGAGUUCACACCAGAAUAUAAAGGGGUAGUGCUGGUUUGUUUUGAAGGAGAUUCUGAUGGCUAUAUCAACUUGGUUGCCUACCCUUAUGUGGAGAGUAACGCUGAGGGAGGAAUUACAGAGCACGAGGAUCGUGAUCCCCCCGAGAGGGAGCAGCCGAGGAGGAAACACUCCCGCCGCAGCCUCCAUCGGUCGUCCUCCUCUUCUGAACACAAGGAUGAACGACCUGACAGGAGGGAGUCACACGAGACUGACGCUAUCUCUGAUAAUCUAGUAGAGCUGAAGAGUCCCACACUCAACCCAAAGAUCCACUCGGAUGUUCCCUUCCAGAUGUUGGACUGGAACAGUGGUUUGACAUCAGAGAAGAUCAGCCAUAACCCCUGGAGCCUCCGCUGUCACAAACAGCAGCUUAGCCGCAUGAGAUCUGAAUCCAAGGAACGAAAACUCUUCAAGUUCCUGUUGUUGGAGAAUGUGGUCCACCACUUCUCAUACCCCUGCAUCCUGGACCUGAAGAUGGGAACCAGGCAGCACGGAGAUGACGCAUCCGAGGAGAAGGCGGCCAGGCAGAUGAAGAAAUGUGAACAGAGCACUUCAGCAACUCUGGGAGUCAGAGUGUGUGGCAUGCAGGUGUACCAACUCAACACCGGUCACUACCUCUGCAGGAGCAAGUAUUAUGGCCGUGGUUUGUCGAUUGAAGGCUUCCGCCAGGCCCUGUACCAGUAUAUGCACAAUGGAAAGGGCCUGAGGCAUGAUCUCUUGGAGCCAAUCCUAAAUAAGCUUCGCAGCCUGAAGGCAGUGAUAGAAAGGCAGGCGUCAUAUCGAUUUUACUCAUCUUCACUGCUCAUCAUCUAUGAUGGAAAGGAAAGUGAGGGCCCCUCAGUCCUCGGCUCUGGGCAGCACGAAGCCCGGCAACAGAAGACUCCUGUGGUUCUUGCAGAAUCUGGGCCUGGUCUCUUCACUCCCCCAGCCCCUGACACUCCCUGUGAAACGGACAUGAGCCAGAGCCCAAACCUGGGGUCUCUGUCCUCACGAGGUUCUGGACUGAUGGCUUCACCCUCCCCCACCCCUCACCCUUCCCCACAACCACUCCCAACCAUCACGUCAGACUGUCAGGUUCCCCCUAAACCCUCGCCUCGCCCCCAUCCAGACUCCUCCUCCUCUGCACCCAGUUUAACGCCCCUCCCUCCUCCCCCUGCCCCCCAGCCUAAGCGGCCCCCCGUCGUGGAUGUUCAUAUGAUCGACUUCGCCCACUCAACUUUCAAGGGUUUCCGUGGAGACACAGCAGUACACGAUGGGCCAGACCUGGGCUACAUGUUUGGACUGGAGAGCCUGAUCCACAUCCUAGAGAGCCUGCAGGAUGGCAACCUGCCGUAGCAACACGCACGCACACACACACACACACGCACACACACACACACACACACCCACACACUCUUGGAUAAACAUCCCACACACUACUUUUUGUAAGUUAGUUUAGGUCAUUUUGCUGAGAUGUCUCGGCUGUAAAUUUGGAACAGGGUUCUCCAGGACGUCACCAUGGAAACAUGGGCAUUCUACAGUCAAGUAGUUUCUAUAGCAACAAGCAGGAGGUGGGACAGUGGAGCUGAUAUGGAAAACCACUCCCUAACACUCACUGGUUGUACAUGUGUACUUGUGAGGACCCUCACUGUUUUUCUCACCCAACUUGGUUUCAACUCCACGUCCCCAGUUUGAGCACCUGAACCGAAACUGAACUCAAACUCCAACUGAAACUGAAACUUAUAUUCCCUCUCCACAUGAAAAUGCAUGUUACACCCCAUACUGACAGGAUUUAGAUAAAACUAUUGUUCGUCACAGACAUGGAGGUCACUUAGGACUAUUAAAUUAAAGAAUUAUUAGUCCUUUUCAUGAAGUUUUAUGAGUCUCGUUAUCAUGCAGCUGGUUGCUACAGCUGUUCUUAAAUUCAAACUUUGCCGAGGUUUUAUUAUAAUAAUUACUGCUUGUUUACACUCAGUAACUUAUAGGUGUAAUGGUCGUGAAGCCACAUGAACCAAUUGACCAAAGAGCUGGUAUAGAAAACAGUUAUAACUAUCCUGAAACUUUCAUUCAUUCGUUCGUCUACCGCUUUAUCCUCCUCAUGAAGGGUCGCAGUGUCCUUGAAAUUUCAUUCGCAAUUUUAAAUUAAAUUUUACAGAGCAGAAAUGAAAAGGGAAGCAGAUUAAUGUCGCAGUGAUUCCAUGUUAAAAAGCACUAAAGUUAUCUCACUUGGGAAUAAAUGGGUCGCCAAAUUAAACGUUGAAAGAAAAGAGUGCCUUCAUUUCUGUGGUCUGAAGCUCAAACUGGUCCUCAUGAACAUAGACAAACAACAGCAUAGACACACACACACACACACACACACACACCCUGGGAUCAUUUGUCUGAAGAGCUGCUCCAUGCAAGAAAGAGCAUCCUCCAAGAACAACCAAUCAUCUGAAUUCCAGGAACCUUCCACUGAAGUUGGCCCACACUCCCUUUACUCAACUCCACACCUCUUUCCCCCCCACAGACACCAAACCUGGACAGAUGGACAAACUCUUUCCUUGAAAACACACACAGAAACACAUUCAAUCAUCUGUUAAAGCAAUAGAUGGCAAUGAUAGAUGGCAUCUUUUCUACACCGGCAGUGCAAAGGGCAGCCUUGCCCUCAGAGAGAGUGCGUAAAUUUGCAUCAUAGAUGUAAAGCUUUAAAGAGAGAAUAUAGAUCAUUUUUAAAAAGCUAUUUGUCCAUUUAGGGGGGAGUUUAACUCAAAAAUGUUAGUAGUCGGUGUCCUGUGAAAAAAUCAUCCUCUGGGUUAGUGUGUCAGUGUCAGUUCCCCAAAUGUGGUCUCGUGAUAUUCUAUAUUUUUCAAAUUGUCAACAAAUCCCAUGAAAAAAGUAAUGACAACAAUAAAUUAUUUGUACUAAUUAGGUGUUGUCUCAGUGUAGAAGCCGAAUAAUAUCUUAUUCCUUUGUGUCAUAAAGCCUCAUUGAGUCUGUCAGAUACACUGAUGCAGUGCAGGCGUGUUCCUUCAUCACCAUGAGCAAACGUGAAGUCCUGCUUUUAACUAAAGUUUAGAGAAAAAUAUAUUUAUUUUUUAGCUGAUGAUGGAUGAAUUAUUUUAAAGGUGCAGUUGUUCAGUUCAGGUUGUGGAUGUUCAAACUCCCCUCGUCUUUAAAAUGCUUCAAGAUGAACUACCCGAGAUCAGCUACUGGAUAUGACUUGAGAAAAUAUUGACGGUUGUUUUCCAAUGUCAUGAAUUAACUCCCAAUCUCAACCUUGUGAUAUGAUCAAGAACAUUUUAGACACGUGGGAUUUGAUGACACUAACAAAAAUAUAGAUUACUUGCAGCCUUAUUCUUUAUAGAAGGGCUGGGUGACAAGGUUAAAGAUAUUUACUGUAUGUCAUAUAUAAAUCGUGAACAGUAACACAUAAAAUAAUUCUUUAAUGACUGUCAUUCAGCCCUGUGCCUCAAAUGUGUCAAGACACUGAAACUUGUGUCUCAUACUGCGGAUGUCACCGUUUUAUCUCCUCUCAUCAGUCUGAUUAGAUUGUGUCAACCAAUCACACGCAACCUCCAGAGGCUGGGCCGUGACACUGCACCGCCCCCUGCUGGAUGAGAACAGGAACCCAACCCCAGGACCUGGACUAAAAAGAGAGCAAAUAUGAAUAUUUUAUUUUUGGUUUAUCAAGGUGAUAAUUUAUUUUUUUAUUGUACCUUUACCCCCUAUAUAUGUUGGGGUAAAUGUCUUUUGUCUUUUACAUGUCUCUUCCCCUAAAUGUAUAAGAUAUAAAGAAAUUUAAGUGCUUCAAAAGACACUGUGUGUGUGUGAAACGAAAAAGUAUAAGCAGUAUUAUUCGAGCUGACUCAAGUCUGAUUCUGAUUUGCUGCCGACUCCGUCUCACUCUGAUACUGACUUGGUAUCGACAGACAAAGCCAGAAUGAUCAGGCUUGAGUCUGCUCACUGAGCCUCAACACCUCUGUGGAGUUGUUGCUCUGGCAGGAAUUAUUUCGUCAAUGCACGUGUGUGUGUGUGUGUGUGUGUGUUAGAGCAGGUGUAGAUGCCAUCUUUAGUCUUUGGUUUGUUUCACUUCACCGUUAAGAACUGCAUGCACGUCUACAUCCUCCUGUUUGAGUCGGGUUUCCAACAUCGCGUCUUGUUACAGUCCUCACAUCAGUCUGAUGCAACAACAGUCCACACGUCAUUUCAGACCUUGAUAUUUAUUCAUGGAAAUUAGCCUCAAUGAUUGAUCAGAGUUCAUUAGCAGCAUUUUCUGCAUCUGACAUCGUCCUGUUUGUUAGAACAGUGGAAGUACGUGAGAUUAAAUCUUUCCAGAAGCUUU
Messenger RNA from Solea solea (common sole), 5145 nucleotides. RefSeq names its product inositol hexakisphosphate kinase 1 (gene ip6k1). The transcript is spliced from 9 exons. The record is from RefSeq and is a predicted model, not a curated record. Bases 588 to 2180 code for a protein of 530 amino acids. Gene Ontology annotation, molecular function: inositol hexakisphosphate kinase activity. Gene Ontology annotation, cellular component: nucleus; cytoplasm. NCBI's taxonomy places the organism in Eukaryota, Metazoa, Chordata, Actinopteri, Pleuronectiformes, Soleidae. Gene Ontology annotation, biological process: phosphatidylinositol phosphate biosynthetic process; inositol phosphate biosynthetic process.